Molecule: messenger RNA, 1338 nt
Organism: Conger conger (European conger)
Lineage: Eukaryota; Metazoa; Chordata; Actinopteri; Anguilliformes; Congridae
Product: histone acetyltransferase p300-like
Exons: 2
Coding region: 174-836 (220 amino acids)
Biological process (GO): regulation of DNA-templated transcription
Cellular component (GO): nucleus; histone acetyltransferase complex
Molecular function (GO): transcription coactivator activity; histone acetyltransferase activity
Source: RefSeq, a predicted model, not a curated record
UCUACGCACGUAUCAGUCACGUGAUUUCCUGAAAACCAUACAGGCCUCGAAGCGUUACUCGACGCACGCAUCGGUAUUGUUAUCAUUCGUAACAUCACUAUUCCGAGGCACAGGCUUCGAGGUCUGGGCAGUGGGAACCGCAGCUCUGAGCAGCGAAUCGCAGUACAGCAAACAUGGAACAGAGUGACAAAGACCAGGCACCUUCCAAUGAUGCGCAGAGCGCUAGGGUUGGUGGGCCUAACCUGCCCCAGGCCGCCCUGCAGGAGCUCCUCCGCACCCUGCGCUCCCCCAGCUCCCCGCAGCAGCAGCAGCAGGUGCUCAACAUCCUGCGCUCCAGCCCGCAGCUCAUGGGCGCCUUCAUCAAGCAGCGCGCCUCCAGGUACAAGGGUGGGGCAGGGGCCCCCGGGGGACCCGGUGGACCUGGUGGGGUCCCAGGGCCCAUGGGCGGUGGGGGCCAGCCCGUCAACGUGAACGCCGGGCCUGGUGGUCCAGGCUUGCACCUAGGCCAGGGAGUGGGCAGGCCUGUGAUGACCCAGCAGCAACUGCAGCAGCUGCAGCACCGGAUGCAACAAGCGCAGAUGCUGCGUAGGCGCAUGGCCGGCAUGGAGCGGCCCGCUGUGGCGGCGGGGGGAGGGGGAGGAAUGACCCCCCAGGCCCAGGCCCAGGCCCAGGCCCAGGCCCAGGCCCAGGCCCAGGCCCAGGCCCAGGCGCAAGCAGCCUUUCGGGCCCGCAUAGAGCAGCAGCAGCAGCUACAGCGCCGGCUGCAACAAGCGCAGAUGAUGCGCCGGCGCAUGGCCCGCAUGCAGCAUCCCAGGUCAGCCAGGCAGCGUGCAUAAUCGCAUGCCGUCUCUCACUGCUUCCCAAAAAGCGCAAACUCCACCUUCUGGUCCUCUUGGUUGGCUCAGUCGCAGCAGGCAAGAUCAAUCAAGCGCAGAAAAGCAUUUGAAUCCAAAAUAAUUCUGCAUAUGCAUAUGCAUAUGAGCUGUGUUUUCAUAUAGGGGUGACAUGGCUCAGGCUGUAAGAGCAGUCGUCUGGCAGUCGGAGGGUUGCCGGUUCGAUCCCCCGCCCAGGCUGUGUCGAAGUUUCCCUGAGCAAGACACCUAACCCCCAAAUGCUCCCGACGAGCUGGUCGGGGCCUUGCAUGGCAGCCAAUCGCCGUCGGUGUGUGAGUGUGUGUAUGAAUGGGUGAAUGGAGAAGCAUCAAUUUUACAGCGCUUUCGAUAAAGGCCUGCAAUUUUCCAUUUUACCAUUCAUAUCGAUGAUUGUAAAUCGCAUACAUUCAUAAAAAUAUAGAUUUGUUAACAUGUGAAUGUAUAAUAAAGGAUAGUCCAUUGAUUA